AUGCCUCGAACUCGGUCCCAGUCACAGGCUACAAUCAAUUUUCAAAAAAAGAAGCUGUCCCGGCCCUUGGACAAAGCUAAAAAUUGUAGUGAUGUCAAACUAGAAUCAACAAAUAUCCAGACUACAUCUCCUCCUUGUGAAGAAAUUCUGCCUCUCAGCCCCAGAAAACGUCUAGGUGAUGAUAACCUGUGCAACACUCCCCAUAUACCUUGCUGUUCUCCACCAAAGCAAGGCAAGAAAGAGAAUGGCCCCCCUAUCUCAUAUGCAACUAAGGGGAGAAAAUUGGUAUUUGAUAAUUCACUAACAACUAAAUCUACUAAAAGAGAACAAAGCAGCGUUCAACAAAACAAAAUACUUCCCUCAGUUCAGAAAUGUCAGGAGAGCACAACAAAUUCUGAUCAGAGAUGUCCACUGGAGGAAGAAUCUACAUGUAUAAGACUGUUCAAGCAAGAAGGCACUUGCUACCAGCAAGCAAAGCUGGUUCUGAAUACAGCUGUCCCGGAUCGGUUGCCUGCCAGGGAAAAGGAGAUGGAUGUCAUCAGGAAUUUCCUGAGGGAACACAUCUGUGGGAAAAAAGCUGGAAGUCUUUAUCUUUCUGGUGCUCCUGGAACUGGAAAAACUGCAUGUUUAAGCCGAAUUCUGCAAGACCUGAAGAAGGAACUGAAAGGCUUUAAAACUAUCAUACUGAACUGCAUGUCCUUGAGGAAUGCUCAGGCUGUAUUCCCAGCUAUUGCUCAGGAGAUUUGUCAAGAAGGAGAAGCCAGGCCAGCUGGGAAGGAACUGAUGAGGAAGUUGGAAAAACAUAUGACUGAAGUGAAGGGCCCCAUUAUUGUGCUGGUGUUGGAUGAGAUGGACCAGCUGGACAGCAAAGGGCAGGAUGUAUUAUACACCCUGUUUGAAUGGCCCUGGAUAAAGAACUCUCGAUUAGUGUUGAUUGGGAUUGCUAAUACCUUGGAUCUGACAGACAGAAUUCUACCUAGGCUUCAAGCUAGAGAAAAAUGUACACCCCAACUAUUGAAUUUCCCGCCUUAUACCAGAAAUCAGAUAGCCACUAUCUUGCAAGAUCGACUUAAUCAGGUGUCUAGCGAUCAGGUUCUGGAUAAUGCUGCAAUUAAUUUCUGUGCUCGAAAAGUCUCAGCUGUGUCAGGAGACGUUCGAAAAGCUCUAGAUGUUUGCAGGCGAGCUAUUGAAAUUGUAGAGUCAAGUGUCAAGAGCCAGACUAUCCUCAAACCACUGUCUGAAUGUAAAUCAUCCUCUGAGGUACCAGUUCCCAAGCGAGUUGGUCUUAGUCACAUCUCCCAAGUUCUUUCAGAAGUUGAUGGUAACAGGAUGACUGUGGGCCAGGAAGGAACACAAGAUUCUUUCCCUCUUCAACAGAAGAUCUUGGUCUGUUCUAUGCUGCUCUUGACAAGGCAGUUGAAAAUCAAAGAGGUCACUCUGGGGAAGUUAUAUGAAGCCUAUAGUAACAUCUGUCGAAAACAGCAGGUGGCAGCUGUGGACCAGUCAGAGUGUUUGUCACUAGCAGGACUCUUGGAGGCCAGGGGUAUUUUAGGAUUAAAGAAAAACAAGGAAACUCGAUUCACAAAGGUGUUUUUGAAGAUUGAAGAGAAGGACAUAGAGCAUGCUCUGAAAGACAGAGCUUUAAUUGGAAAUAUCUUGACUACUGGAUUGCCUUAA
This is a messenger RNA of Elephantulus edwardii (Cape elephant shrew), 1677 nucleotides long. RefSeq names its product cell division cycle 6 (gene CDC6). Gene Ontology annotation, cellular component: nucleus. Lineage: Eukaryota; Metazoa; Chordata; Mammalia; Macroscelidea; Macroscelididae. Gene Ontology annotation, biological process: cell division; mitotic DNA replication checkpoint signaling; DNA replication initiation. The coding region runs from base 1 to 1677 and encodes 558 amino acids. Gene Ontology annotation, molecular function: DNA replication origin binding; ATP hydrolysis activity. The transcript is spliced from 11 exons. The record is from RefSeq and is a predicted model, not a curated record.